Echinostoma caproni is the source of this 2112-nucleotide messenger RNA. NCBI's taxonomy places the organism in Eukaryota, Metazoa, Platyhelminthes, Trematoda, Plagiorchiida, Echinostomatidae. The record is from the annotation of a GenBank genome assembly.
AUACGGAAGAGUAACACAGGUCCAAUUCGUGUGAGGGAAGACAGCAGUGAACAGAACCAACUAGUAUCUGUUUCCACCGAGCACUUACAGGCAUGCCCUAUCAGGCCAGACGGAAACCGCGAUCGACGACAAUCAAAAUCCGCGCUGUCCUGUUUCUCUUUAUGUCAUCGUCUGCGUAAACGGUAUUCUAAAAGUGAACGUGCAACCGGGCACGAUCACGGAUCCGCCCGACCGACUGCGGAUUGGCAAACGUCUAAAGAACCCACCCACGUCACAGUAGUCCGGGAACCGCUACCCGCACCAUUGAAAGAAAACUCCGGCCAGCAACCAAAACCCGUUUUAAAGGGGAUAACGAAACAAAUCAAACCCGCGGUUUCAUCCGAGACACAAAUAUCCACCCUGACAGAUUCCCACAGAAAGAAUCGAUCAAAACCGUCUGGUGAUAUGCCGGAAACCACUUCAAUGACCUCGGACAUAUCGACACCUCGGUCGCGAAACACGAUUGAAACCAAUGAUGCUGAUAACUCGAUGGAUUCACAAAUCGGACUGUUGUCCUCGGUGAAAAAUCUGCAAACUACCAAAGGCGAUGGUUGUUUUGAGAGAGUAAACGUGAACGACGAGAAGGGUCUCAGGUAUGCUGUGGAACAUUGCGAACGAAGAUUAGAACGACUCUACGGACGAUUAAUUUGGCUCCGGAACACUGAAAGCCUGACAAUUACAACUUCCACUCCGUCCACUAUCGUUUCAAAAUCGAACCGAGUCAAAAGCGCGGUGAAUGAGGAAAAGAUAAAAGAACCGGUAGAUAAAGAAAGUACCGUGGACAUGUGUCUAAUGCAAAAACAAUUGAAAAGUCUUUCAAUGCGAGUGCGGGAUCUGAACUGUCAGGUUGAAACAUUUUCUUUUUUGAGCUGGAUCGGACUGAUACAGGAGCCUAACACAAAUCAAAUGUCCGUCCCGGGUAUACGUGCUCCACCGGCCAAUCCCAAAUUGUAUCUCACUCGACGGCCGGAUAGUGAUGCUCGGGAGACUGCAAGAGAAUACAAACGUCUGUGCGAGCACCCGAUUUCCGAUCCAGUACGAUUGGAUCUGAGACGAGCUACAUUUAAUAACUGGCCAUGGAGUGAUUCUUGGCUCAUCCGGUUCGUGCGUCAAAUGUUUGUUGAUUUGGGAUUCGUGGAGGAAUUCGCAUUGCCCAUGAAACGCCUGGAUUUGUGGCUGUGUGAUAUCUAUCGGAGAUAUAAUCGAGUUCCUUUUCACAACUAUAAGCAUGCAUUCAUGGUCACGCAGAUGUGCUACGCUUUGCUCUGGGGCGCAAAACUCACAGAAAGCCUUACUAAAGAAGAUCAACUCACUCUACUGGUUUCCGCUAUUUGUCAUGAUCUGGAUCAUCCAGGAUUCAACAACGCCUACCAGAUUAAUGCAGGGACGGAGCUUGCUAUGCGGUACAAUGACCAAAGCCCGUUGGAGAACCACCAUUGCGCUACCGCAUUUGACAUCCUGAGCCACUGCGAGGCCAACCCGUUUGAGCAUUUAGAUUUUGAUACAAUGAAAAAAAUUCGUGAGGGUGUAAUCAGGUGUAUUCUGGCAACUGAUAUGUCACGGCACAACGAGAUCAUGAGUCAGUUUAGCAGUGUGGUGCUCAGUGACCUUGACUCUGCGUGGGAAAUAGACGAAGAGACUAAGCAACCACUUUGGGCCACGGAAAAAACAAAACGGGAUCUGGUAAUGAUGAUUCUGAUCAAAGUCUGUGAUAUUUCCAACGAAGCUCGACCGCUCACAGUGGCUGGUCCUUGGAUUGAUCGACUGCUGGCCGAAUUCUUCCAUCAGAGUGAUUAUGAAAAACUGGUUGGUCUACCGGUGGCGCCGUUUAUGGAUAGAGAAAAAGUAACCAAAUCGGCCAGCCAAUGUGGUUUCAUUCGGUUCGUGAUUUUGCCGCUUUUUGAAUCCCUGGCCAAACUGCUGCCCCCGGUCAAAGCUCUGUUGGUGCAACCAGCACUGGAACAGUUAAGCUAUUACACCGAAAUGCAAAUCAUUGAUGAGCAACAAGAAUCGCAAAAAGCUGAGGAAAAAAUGGACGAUGUCCCAACCAAUCAGCCAGAAGAAACCAGUUGA